AUGGGGGCCCGGCCCUCCAGCCCCCUGAGCAAACGACAGCAGCAGCAGCUGAGGGGUCAGAUGGAUAGCCUGCUGAGGACCUUCUUGCCCUGUUACCGAAGGCAGCUGGCUGCAGUGGUGAUCAAGCACAUCGCUCAGGAGUUGGGACCCAAGGAGCCAGCCAAGUGUCAGCUGUCCCACACCAAAAAGCUGCCUCGAAUCCGGGAGCACCAAGGACCUUUGACCCUGCUGUGGGGCCACCCGCCACAGUGGCAACCCACUUUCUGUGUUCUGCGUGGAGAUGGAUGUCUGGAAUGGUUCAGCCACAAGGAGGAGUUUGAGGCUGGGGCCCGUCCUCUGGGCUCUGCAGCCCUGACUGGGUAUACGCUGCUCACUUCCCAGCGUGAUUACCUCUGCCUUUUGGAUGACCUCUGCCCCAGCUCCUCCGGGGACCUCGUCCAGGAGGAGUCAUUGCAGCUACUGGAGGAGCCGGUGAGGUUCGUUCUCUUCCUUGUGCACCCCUUCCGGGCUCACCUCUGCUUCUACGUGGGCACUCGGGGGGCGCAGCGCGCCUGGAGGCUCAGCCUGCAGGGUGCCAUCCGUCUAAGGGCCACCGUACUGCAGCGCAGCAAGGCGCCUGCGGCCUGUGCCUUCUUGGACGCCGUGAGGCUCUAUCGAGGACACCGAGGCUAUUCCAGUGGUGACAGUGAGAUGCUGGGUUCCGAUGCGGAGGUGCUCAGCGCCGAGCUGAUGCGGGAACUGUUGCCCACGCUGCGUCCACAGACGCUCCGAAGUUUGCGAGGUGCGGGACGAACCCGAGCCCGGGCCUGCUCAGAGUUCCUCGACGCUGUGCACACGGCCGUCCUGGCCUGGGCAUCCGCGGGGCUGCGAGCCUUCCAGCCAGAAAAGGACGCGCUGCUAGCCGCACUAGAAAGGACGGUGCGUGCAGACCUUGAGCAGAUCCUGCAGCAGCGCGCGCAAAGGGCGGGGAGAAUAGAAGCCGAUAUCCGGGACGCUCUGGAAGCGUGCCUGUGCCGUGUGGUGAACCCGCAACUGCCCCAGCUUACCGUGGCCCUGCUGAGUCCCGUGGAAGCCAUGCUUGGAGCUGUUCAGACCCUCCUCAUCCGGGGGAUGGAUCGACUGUUUAGCCACCUGCGCAAGAAUCCUUCUGGCCCUCGACUGCGCAGGGAGGUUUAUGAAUUUGGGGAGAUACCGUGGGACCCAGAGCUGAUGCAGGCCUGCUACCGGGAAGCAGAGAGGAACCGCAGCCACCUAGCCCAGCUGGCAGAACCCUUUGGCUUUCUGAGGGUGCGGAGUCUGGUGUUUGGAGCACAGGACCUUGUACAACAGCUCAUGGCGUCCGCAGUCACCACCUUCCUCCAACUGGCUGACAAGUGUCUGACAUCGGCUCUGGACUGCAGCCAAGCAGUUGAGCAGCUGGAGAAAGUCAGGGGCCUCGUGCUGAAGAAGUUCACCUCGGACAGUGAGACUGCGCGGUGGAGCUUCACCCGGGACUGGCUGCUGGGAAUCAUCUGGCCUUUCGUGUGGAGCCAGCUCAGGGUGAGCUGUAACCUGGAGCAGUCCGAGGUGGAUGGGGACAUUCUGGCCGUGGGCAGCCAGGUUCUGACCACUGAGGGUGUCUGCAGGGAUGUCAUCCAGGGUCUCUUGUUGCAGAGGAUUGACCGAGAGGUGAAACAAAUUCUUAGUGCCAGUGACAGAAGCUGCUCUCCAGCUGACUUCUCAGCACCACAAUGGGACCAGGAAGGAGCAGAUGAGGAAGCCGAGGUUCAGAGGUGAGAGAGAGACUUUCUCUGGCAGCCAAAUGCAGCCUCUCCACCCAGCAUUGCUUUCGAGACCACUCCAGACCUGAGUCUUCACCACACCCAUCCAGACCAACAAUGGAUGUGACCUCUGGGUCCAGUGUGUGAAUGCUUCUGGCUUUGUAACUAUUAUACAUCCAACAAAGCAUCAUUGAUAGUGUAUUCCUGCUAGAAUCUGUACACUCAAGUGCUGACCUAACCUGGGCUACCACAAUAAGACCCUGUCUCUAAAACACAACCCAAACCCUCUGUUGAUAUGAUACAUGUAAUCCCAUUGUUUUCAUUUUUAUUUUUAUUAGUUUUUACUUUUAAA
Messenger RNA from Psammomys obesus (fat sand rat), 2112 nucleotides. RefSeq names its product niban apoptosis regulator 3 (gene Niban3). The coding region runs from base 1 to 1776 and encodes 591 amino acids. The record is from RefSeq and is a predicted model, not a curated record. NCBI's taxonomy places the organism in Eukaryota, Metazoa, Chordata, Mammalia, Rodentia, Muridae. The transcript is spliced from 15 exons.